Molecule: messenger RNA, 10266 nt
Organism: Myiozetetes cayanensis
Lineage: Eukaryota; Metazoa; Chordata; Aves; Passeriformes; Tyrannidae
Gene: PAG1
Product: phosphoprotein membrane anchor with glycosphingolipid microdomains 1
Exons: 6
Coding region: 19-1293 (424 amino acids)
Biological process (GO): intracellular signal transduction; negative regulation of T cell activation
Cellular component (GO): plasma membrane; membrane raft
Source: RefSeq, a predicted model, not a curated record
CUAGCUCCUGCUAGUACCAUGGGGCCAGAGGGUGGUUUCUUGGGCAGUGGACAGAUCCACAUCAUCCUGUGGGGGAGUCUGGCAGCCCUGACAACACUUUUGUUCCUCACCUUCCUCAUCUUCCUUUGCUCCAGCUGCAACAGGGAAAAGAAGGCCAGACAUCAGAAUGGAGAUCAUGAAAAUCUGAUGAAUGUGCCUUCCGACAAGGAGGUUUUCAGCCAUUCCAUCACAAGUUCGGCUACAGAGCCCCCCCCAAACAGCGAACAGAACGGGGCACUCAGCAACGGUGAGGUUCUUUCUGAAGACAGUACAACUGCCUGUAUCCAGCCUUAUGAAGAAGUACAGACAUCUGAUCUACUAGAUCAACAGGAUAGUCUUGGAAAGUCUGUAAAAUGUCACCAGAGCCGGGAACUACCCAGUAUUCCCCCUAACACCACCAUGGAAACCAUCAUCGCAGCUAGAAAUGCAGAAAAUGACCAAGGUCUCGGAAUGGAAGGGCCUUAUGAAGUCUUGAAAGACAGCUCCUCUCAGGAGAACAUAGUUGAAGACUGCUUGUAUGAAACUGUGAAGGAAAUUAAAGAUGUUGGAGCAGUAGUCAGCAUGGAAGGGAACUGUAACAGCAAAUCAAAGACUUCAGUGACAGUGUCUGAAGGUCAGAAUCAGAUUCCUGACUGCAGAAUUGAAUCAGCAGAAUAUGCAUCUGUUGACCGAAAUAAGAAGAGUCGCCAAAGUGCUAAUUCAGAAAGUCCUCUUGACAACAUACCAGAUGUAGAGGAUGAGCUUCCCCCUCCGGUACCCAUGAAACUUCUUGAUGAAAAUGAGAAUGUGCAAGAAAAAGAAGUGGAAGAAGAAGUGACAGAAGGGGCAAGUAAACCAGAGAAGAGGCUUAGUUCAGUGUCUUACAAGUCUCGAGAGGAAGAUCCAUCUCUUACAGAAGAUGAGAUCUCCGCCAUGUACUCGUCAGUGAGUAAGCCGGGACAGGCCAUCAAGGCACUGGAUUCUCCUUACACCUGUAUUCAAGAAAUUGCAUCUCAGAGGUCCCCGUCUAUUUGCAGUGGCCUCUAUGCAAGUGUGAAAGACUUUGAAAACACCCUAAAUUCUACCACUGUGCCUCAGUCAGCAGACAGACCAAACGGGGAGCUGGAGCCGGACUAUGAAGCUAUCCAGUCAGUGAGCCAAGAAGAAGACAGGACCUUGUCUGUGCCUAACACAAACCACACUGCUCUUUCAGGAGAGAAUGACUAUGAGAGCAUAGGGGACUUGCAGCACCACAGGGAAUUCACCAGACUUUAACUGCUCCGGCAGCUGAUUUCUCUGCUGGUAUUUUCAAACGAACAAGCGAGACAUGGAAGUGCUUCUCCUUUUGAGGAACAAAGCUAAGUACAGAACACAAGUUGAGAAGAGGCAAUGUAUGUUUCAGCCAGGGUGUGAUACCUGCUAGGUUAAUUUGGAUGGUGGACUGAGGCUUAUGGCAAAGGGUACAUCAGGUCAGAACGGAUGACCAGGACAAUGUAAAGGUUUCUUUAUUGCUAGCUCGGAGGCAACCAGAAUUUGGGAAGAAGUGAGUGCCAUGCUUAGUGUCCCAAUAGGAUUACAUACCAAAAAGACUGCCUUUACACAAAGCUAACUUCUCAUUUUGAGAGAUUAUUUUCUUCAGAGUGUUUAUCAAGCAUCAUUUUUCAUUCCAGUUUGGGCAUCCACAAUGCUGAGCAAAUCACGGAUCAUUGUCCCUCAACUCAGACUUGCUUUGCAGGGCUGGGGAAGGCACGCUCACUUCUGUGUUUUUUGCAGAGCUCUGUCCACAUUCAUUGCAACUAAAGUGCAAACAACAGUGCUUCACAAGGGACCUACUCCAGAUGUACUUGAAUUAAUUCUGUUGGCUUUUUCUUUCUUUUGUUUUUUAAUGUCAAGGGUUGUAGAAUGUGACCUGCAGUAUUUGAGACGUGUACUGGUAUUUGUAGGGGUUUUGUUUGAUUAUUUGUGAAAUACCACUUUAAAAUGGCAACUGUCACCCUUAGUGUUCUUGCACCAUUUCCCUUACGUGAAGAUAAAUACCUACCCACGCACACUCCAGACAACUGUCAUGUUGCAAAAAGUCAUGCAAAUAAUGUUUAGUCUAACCUUAAUAGUGUUGAGUCCUUUUUUUAAGAUUUUUGCCCUUUUUUAAGACUUAAAAUAUUUUAAUAUCUUUGUGUAGUUUAUUAUAUAGGAAAAUUUAUGUACUGUGUUGAGUGGAUAAUAUUUUUAUUUUUUACAACAUAUUUUUCAUCUUCAAAGUUUUUGUAGAUAACUUACUGGCUUUUGUAAUAGGAAGAAUCCCAUUCUUUGUUUGGGCUUUAUUUGGUUUUUGUUAAUUUUUUUUUCCUAUUUCAGAAGUAGGUAAAUGAACAGUUGCUUUGGGGCUGUUUUGUUGGCUUUUUUUGUCUCCUUAAGCAGGGAUGUGAAACCUGCCUUGCUGUUUUUAAGCUCAAAAUCAUGGAGUCUAUGUAAAAGAACACGGCCAAAGGGCAAAAAAAGAGGCAGAAGAGACAGUAGGAUUUAGUCAGGGAUAGCCACUAGUCCUCCUUGUUCUUCUGCUGAAAGGAGCAGGAGGGCAACCAAGACCUUCUUGGUUUGCAAGCCACUGGCUUUUUUAAAGAUGCCAAGUUAUUCUGUUACUAUGAAAGACAAAGUACAGUGCUUGAAUGAAAUAAGUAGGUACUGGAUCGGUACGUAUUUUUUCUCAAGAGUGGUACAAUAAAUGGUACGAGAACAGUCCAGCAGUAGAGAACUGGCAUUGUGUGAUAUGCAUGUGUACGUGUGUGCACAUAUCCCCAUGUAUAUAAACAUACACUUGGAAUUUGGACACAAGUAUAAAUUAUGGUCCAAGCUUGGUAACAUUCACAUAUGUAAUAUAUGGCAUGUGCUUGAAGAGCAGGGGUUUUUUUAUUCAAAAUAAACAGUACAUAAACUGAGGUUGGCUUAUUCCAUAGUAGCCAAAGCAGGUUUAGUUUCAGCUCAGUUGUCACUGGGUUUUGAUACACCAGAUUGAGUCCUUCUCGGAUCACUGGCCAGUGCUCAACAUUACUUGGUACUAUAAAGAGCAAACACAGAUCAAAGAAGUGUGCUGAUUUAUGGGCCUUGCCUGUAAAUACAGCUCUGAGGAGCAGUGCAAGUGCGAAGUCAAACUCUGUCCAUGGGGUGAGUCAAACUUCAUGAAUUCUGACCUUGUGCAAUAGUGCAACACACUUGAUCUAUGACUCUCUUCCCCGGAGGAGAAGUCAAAGUGGUUCAGACCAGUCUACAUCCAUCUUGGUUUUGGCCAUGCUGCCAUGUUUUGACAGCUGCAGCAAACCCUUUGCUUCCACUUCACUGCAGUGCUCUUUAAAGCUGACUUUGCUCUUCCUUUCUGGAGUUUUUACCUUUAUAAAAGUUUCUGUUCCCUUGAAUGUGAAUUCAUGAAGUUCACCUUUGACUGUUCGCUCCUUUUAGAUCACACUAUUUAAGGCCAAAGAUAAGGUGCACCACAUUUCAGAAGAUCUGCUGUGCUAAGUCUGAAGAAUUUCUGAAGUCUUUAAUUAUGCAUGUGCUCAGGGGUACUGGUUUAUAUAUGUAGCCCUCAGUAUGACUCCUGCAGCUUAGUGGCAGGCAUACCUCAACUCCUGAAAUUCCCAAAUAGAUAAGAUGAAGUCAUCCCUUUACGUGGAUGACUGCUUUUGGAGAAACACUAGGAACAUGAGAUUUGCCAGGUUCUUCAGUUUCAAUUUCAAGACCAAUUCAAAGACAGAGAUAAUAGCAAAGAAUAACACCAAACUCUUGAUUGUAAAAUUUGAAGGUGCUAAAGAAGAAAAGCAAACACCACUCUAGAAGUGCCCCCACCAAGAUCAGCAAGUCAAAGGGUGGUGGAGGACUUUGUGGUCUUUCACAGCUGGAUCAAGAAUGUUGGUUUGGAGGAAAGGACACAAGACUCAACUCCUUCCUUCCUUUCUUUCCUCUGUUCUGACAGCUGCACCUUGAGACCCCCAGACUUCCCUUUUUCACAGUGAAAUCCCUCCACCUCUCUUCUUUCUUUGGUUUCUAUUUUUAACCUGUGUCAUACAGCCUCACACUGGGAGCUGGUACUGUGCCUGCACUUCUGUGGUGCUGGCAUGUUCCUUCCUGUUUAAAUGACUUUCAGGGUGGUGUUGACAGCCUUUUAAUUGUCAGCCAGACCCUCAGCCUCAUGGAGAAGCAGCUCAAAUUUCGGAUUGCUGCUUGUGGGAUGUGUACCUGCCUUCAGCCUUGAGACACACACACACACAUUGGACUUGAGAACUGCAAAAAAUAAUUACCCUCCUGAACAGCCAUGAACAGGGGAGUCCGUAACUCCCCUAAAAUCUCCAUUAUGUAGUCUAAUGCUCAAGAAAAAUAUUUUAUAACUCAGUCCAAGGUUCUUAAGUGAAUAAUUACAUCUCUUGACAAAGAAUCAAGCUUCUGUUUUAGUUCCCUCUUCCCAGAAGUAAGAUCUGUUCCUUUAUGACUGUUGCCAAUGCUUCAUUUUCACUAAUAUAUCAGAUAGAAUGAUUUUUCCAAUAGUAAUUCCCAAACAGAUUAAUUUGAUUGUGAAGAAAAAGGAGUCUAUUCUACUAGUCCCUUUAUUGCUAUUUUUUCCUCUUUCACCAUAUCCCUAAAUAAAAUGUCAACAUCCAAAAUGAAGUAUUUGUUACCUGGAUCUUUUCUGGGGAAGCUUCACAGUCUAUUUCUUUGUUUCCACUUUUUGGCAUAACUAUAUUAUAAGAUCUCACAUCAAAUUGCCACAUUAGGGCCAAGAGAUGCUUUAAUGUGUGUACAGCUGCACUAAUGAAAAGGUCUUUUUGAUUUUCCUCUGGGAACUGGUAGAAAUAGGAAAUGCAGUUCAGACAUCUCUUCCAUGAAUCUGUGUCUCCUGUGGGAGUUGUUCUUACCACAUACUUAAACCAGUACUAACCCCAUACAUAAACCAGUCAUUCCUUUCUACUAUGAGUGUAGAAUUACUUUCUCAGUCACAGAGAGAAAUAGAUUCUUUGCAGAUACCUGUAGCACAGGCAUGUACCUAAUUACCACACUUAAAUCAGUUAUAGUGCCUUUUUUACAAAGUAGCUAGUACUUCCAUACUCUUUUCCAUACUGUGUAUCUUUAACUCAAAAGUACAAAGGGACAAUCCCAACAUUUACUUGUCUAGGUUGGAAACAUCUUUAUAGAGACACAUUUAAUGUUCUGGAACCCAGUUGGCCGUACAAUAGCAAUAGUAGCUCGCAAACAUCCUCUAAAAAGCCCAGUAAUGUAGCUACGAUGACUAAGCUUUGCAAUAAGAAUUAUCAGUCUUCUUUUGAAGAACCUAAGUUUUUCAAUAGUGAGCAUUCAGGGAGGUGGUGUCCAUGUCAACUGUGAACAGUUAGUUGCUUCAGUCUGUCUAGUAAUAUGUAUGGCAGGCUUGCUUACAUGUAGCAGGAUUCAUGGGGUGAGGGAUGAGCACGUGUGGGGAUUCAUAUUCAUGAGUCACCCAGAGUUGGACCAUCUCCACAGUCGCAACUGGCUGAUGACCAGCUGCCUUGUUCAUCUAUUGUGCCUUCAGGGAAUCCAUCAUGCAGGGAUUCUUCUGGGCUGUGUGCUUCUCCAUGGCUCCCUGAGCAGCUCCUGUCUGCAGUUCUGAUCACAAUUCUGUAUACGCGGUGCUCUCUGUUCAACCUUUCAAUGGUGCUUUUAUAAGAUGCUGGAUUAAUGGUUUCCAUGUGCUUUCUGAAAGCUGAUGUGUAAAGCUGUGGCACAGAGUGCUCUCUCUGGUAUUGUCUGCUUCCUAGAACUUAGCAUUAGCUGUUGUACUCUGACUACAAAAGCUGACAGUGCUGCCCUGUCUCUUGUUCAUCCCACACAGCCAGAGUGGGGUCACCACCUGUAACAAGCCUGCCUUGGUUUGGCCAUGGGUGUUUUAAAAGCAACCAUUCAGGCCAGGUGACCUGGCUUGGAAGCAGCCAGAGACAUGACUCUCAUCUCUGCACUGUGGGAUGGAACAUCACAGAGCCCACCUCAAGGACUUUUUUCUGUCUCCUACUGAGCAUAUACAUUUGUUUGCAAUGUGACUGUAAGAAAUCUGUUUUGGCAACAAACAUUUUAAUUUGGGCCACAGUCUAAUGAGGGACUUUUGCUGUUAGGAAAAUAACCAGUUAUUUCAGAUGAGUGUUAUUUAUUUAAGUUGGAACUUGCCUGGAUAAGGGUGUUAUGUGCUUCACAAGUAACUUGGUGUGUGUAGUCUACUGCAAAACAGAAGAAUGCAGAAAGAUGCUCAGCCUGACGGAUGCUCACGUGGUGAUGUGCUGAAGACUUUCAAGGGCAGGUCUCUUCCUGGGAGCAGGGAACAUAAUUACUAUUUAUAUGAUUUCCUACCCUGUUGCUGAAGCUGAUUUGUAGCAUCUCCUCUGGGACGGUCAUGGCUGAAGACAUUGCCAGAGCAGAUUUUAGCAUCAGGGAAAAAAAAGAAAUAUAUAUAUAUACACAUAUAUAUAAAAUAAAUAUCCCUUGCUGGGUAGCAAAAUAUGUUCAGGAUUGAGGUAAAGAUAAAUGCUACAAAUGGAACAUCACAGUGAUAAAAACACAGGGUUCCCUUUCUUCAAGGAGGAAGAACCCCUUCUGACUGGGCCAAAAGAUCCCAGGCUUACAAAAAGUAUUAAACAAAUUAAUUGCCAAUGUGGUAAUUUUCCAGGAGUGCAUUAGGACAUCACAUACACUAGACACUGUUCUUUUCUUCUGGACAGCAGAAAGUUGAGAGCUUAUUUAUAAUACAAGGUUUCUGUUGAUUAAUAACUUACUUUAUAUACAAUCCAAAGGUCAGAAAGAGGGUCUACACAAUAUAGAUAUAUUUAAGCUAACUCUAAAUGAUCCAGCUCAGGUGUUGUAAGCAGAAUCACUAGAACAAUUUAAUGCUUCACUUGGUCUGACCUGCUCACAUAGCUUACUCCAGCACCCCAAUUUCCAUAGCAAAUGCUUGGAUUAUUUUGGCAUUACAAACCAUUGACCUGUGCUUGGUCUUUAGAUAAUACAAAUCUUACAGUUCUGUUUUUUCAAGCUCCGAGAUUUUGUUUUUGGAGUAUAAAACUUCAGUUUUAAACUGGCCACGUCACUACAAACAUGAUAGCAAAGUGCCUAGAAAUACAAAUAUCUCUGUAAAGGUAAACAUGUUCACUGUUAUUGCACAGCUACCUGAUUACUGUAUGUGGUACAAUGCCAAGCACAUUCCUAAAUGCUAGCUGUCAUUUGUGGUGUUUAUUUAUUGUUAUAAUGGCACAGUCUGACAAGGGUUUUUUCUCUGCGAAUUCAUUGGCUAAUUUUAAUUAGCAUAUGUUUGUACAGAAAAUAUAAACCGAGAUUUUGGUUAGUUUAGAAAGAAACUGUGUUAUUUCUUAUGAUAAUGCAACGAUCAGCUUAGAUUAUUUAUGAAGUAUGUAAGUAUCACUUGACUUCAGAAUGCUUCAUUUGAGAUUUCAGAAUGCCUCCUGUUCAGUGCAAGACAACGUAAUCAACUCUUGUCCUUUUAAUCUUGUAAUAUUGGGCAGGGGGUUUUAAAUGUUACAAAUAUUAUUACUCAAAAAAAGACAGUGCUGAUGUUUUGAAUUCCUAAUGUCUACAAAGACUCAUAUUUUAACUUCCAGCAUAGGUUGGAUUUGGACUACCCUCUUUUUUAUGGAACUGCUCUUCCCCCCCACAUUCAGGUGUCACCACUUCUGUCCUUAGUGAAAUAUGACAGCUGUACAGAGGGCACAGAAACUGCAUCACAUAGCAGUUCUGAAUGGGACAUUUCUAAUGUACCCAUGAGAUUUAAGAGCCUGGACUUCAGUCAGAUGUUUUGGGGAAAUGGCAUCCAGUUUGAAGGAUAUCUGUGGAGGUCUUCACUUUCUUUCAAGGCAAGAAGUCCUGUAUCUCGCAAGCACUCACCUGACAUUCAAAGAUGUAUGUAAAAUGUGAAUUGUCACAAUGUUUAAAUGUAUUAUUAAAAAAACACCUAAGAGCACAACCUUCUUUCUCACAUGUCUGAGGAUACUGGAAUUUGGUCUUUAUAUCUGAGACUGUUUGAGAACGAUAACAUAAAAAGUCUCCCCAAAACAUCCUACCAGCAGACAAGUCUUUGAAAGAGCAUCUGGGUCCCACUGGUGGCUCCUGAGUUUCUGCACGUACUACCUUCAUUAUUUCCAGCAGGGCCUAUCUCAUCUCUGUGGCAAUGACUACUUAGGAAUGGCCCUUUGCUUCACAGUCCUGACCCUUUAACUUAGGAAAGGGGAUGUGAGCUGCUCCUCCUCAGGAAAGUGUGCUAAGAGCCUGCAGACCCAGAAAAGAGCAUUCACUGUCAGGGCAAGACAGGUACAGCCCACUGCAGCAGUUAGGAAGAGAGAGGUAAAGGAACAAAAACUAACUUUUUUUUGCACUUCACCCAUCUCACAGAUCCCCUGUUUAGAAAUAUUUUUAUAGUAGAAGAGAUUAUAAUUAAGGGAUAAGUUGCCGAGAAUCUCACAGGAGACAGAUGGAAUUGUUUACUCUUCUCAGUAUUCCCUAUACCCAGAGAGGCAGGGGCAAGUCCUCUUUGCCCAAGUGUGAUGCAGUUGGAUCAUCUUUUAUCAAGCCCCUGUAUCAACAGAACUGAAAUGAAUACAUAAAUUCUAAAUACAUGGUUUUUUUCAAUCAUAAACCCAACAUGGACAAAUGUAGAUGCACUAAUGUUAAGAGCCAUAUGUAGAUCUGAACUUGCACAGAUGGGGGGGGUUUAGUAAAAAAACCACAACCAACUAAACAAACAAACAAAAACAACCCAAAGAAACAAAAAACCAACCCUAACUGGAUUACUUUAUUUAAAUGGCAUUAUUUGCACUGAGCUGAGGAUGCAGGAUUGGGCCCUAAGACUGAGUUUAGAAGAAGUUUGGUUUGGUGCUAGGUAUUUUUGUUUGUGUUUUCAGUGAAAUAUAUUUUCUAUUAUACUUGGUAAUUGAUAUGAGUUUCAUAAGAAAAACAAAGAAUAGUCUGGUAUAUGGAUAAUUAUGCCUAGUAGCUAAUUGUUAAAUCAUGCCUCAAUAAGAGUCACUUAAAAUUGGGUGCUAUAGGAGUUUCAGCAUAAAAUUGCUUUACAAAUGGAACAUUGCAUACUUAGAACAUAGUGAAUAAGUAUUUGUAAUUACAAACACUUUCAUUUAUUUUAUCCAUUGUUUUAUAAUGGAAAAAAUAUGUAUUACUGGAAUAUUUCCCAGCAAUGUUCUCUUACAAAAUGUUCUAGCAACAAAAUGUGUUUUCUGGACAACCAUUUGAGUCUCUGGUCACUGACACAGAACUGCAAAACAUCCCCAAACCACUAUGAGCUUGUGCAAAGAGAGGAUUAGAACUGUCUCUGCCUAUCUUAGAGCGGAUACAGUUAAAUAUACUGUGAAGUUCAGAUCUGUAGGCAGUGAGACCAGUUCAGUGCUUAAAUGACUAUGCUGUAUAAAGCUGGAGUCAAUGCAUGCAGACUUCUGAGAUGGCAGUAUCUAAGGCUUGUUUGCUACAUGAAAGGUUAUUUGGCUUGCUACCUGUUUGAAACCAACACAGUUUUAUCAACACCACUGCAGACACUGAAAUACUGUAGUUUUGUAGAAUGUAUGUUCCAUAAAUUGUAGCUUGACUGUAAUUGCAGGGCUUAUCCUACUGUUAGAGCAGUUCGGAUCCAACACUAAGUUGCAUUUUGUAAAUUAACAAAUGCCAUUAAAUUCCUCUCAACACUUUGUAAUAAUAUAUAGGAGUUGAUGUAAUUUAGUCAUGCCUUUAUUCCAGGAAUCUUCAUCGGAUGUUUCUAGCCAAUUCAGCUUUUGGCUGCUGAAAGCACAGUAGGCAAUUAUGGUUAUUUACUGUAAAUGUAGACUAGUUUUAUGUAAAUAUUUCAAGGGUAAAAAUGCUACAUGAACAUAUGAGGCAGUUACCUAAAACUAAGAACACAGGUCAAUAAUAUAAAAUACAGGUUUUAUUUAUGUACACUAGUAUCCUAAUAUCUACUUGUUUAUAUGCAGAAAAAAAUUGUAAGAUUCUGUACUGUACUUUUAAGAGAGGCUCUGCCAUUUUCUCUGGUAAUGUAUUUGCAAAUAACUUUUGAAUUUAGUGGAAAUCCAUGUAAAUUAUGUCAAAUGGGAAACAUGUUACAUUGCAAUGAAAUGAGUUUAAUUCAAAAAUCCUGGCAACAUUUAUUGGAUUGAAAUCUAUAUAUAAAUUCUAUAGCCAGACAGAAUAAACCACAAUAAAUAAGCUUUGUCUUUCGUUUAA